UGCAUUCUUGGCCCAGAGGAAUUGAAUCCUGUUCUGAAGCUUUUUGAGAGAUCAAAGUUCAGCAUCAUUAGUGAGUCUUAGCUGCUGACUGGGUACCACAGCAAAGGCUUUAGAGAAUUAUUUUUUCAGUGCAAACAAUGACUUUCAUGGACUGUAAUCUCAGUAUAACAUGCUUUCUCUGUAACCUGAAAGAAUACCCAGCACUCAUCAGCAAAUCUGUGGAGACCUUAUAGAAACCCUCUUAACUGAACCACUGCGACUCUGGGUUAGCCAGGGAGAACCUUACCAAUAGUAACUAUCCACUUGCCUUCUGGAAGAUUCAAGCACUGCCACACCGAGCUGCUGCGGAAAUACCAUGUCUAAGAACUCAGAGUUCAUCAAUCUGUCAUUUUUAUUAGACCAUGAGAAGGAAAUGAUACUGGGAGUCCUAAAGAGAGAUGAAUAUUUGAAAAAAGUGGAAGACAAGAGAAUAAGGAAGCUGAAAAAUGAACUUUUAGAGGCAAAACGUAGAAGUGGGAAGACUCAACAAGAGACCAGUAGAGUCUGUGUUCACUGUCAGAAAAACCUUGGCUUCAUCUUUGACAGGGGAGAUCCAUGCCAAGUCUGCUCCCUCAGGGUGUGCACUGGAUGUCGAGUCGUGGGUCCUGAUGGCAGCUGGAAGUGCACUGUCUGUGCUAAAGUCGCGCAGCUAAGGUUUAUAAGCGGCGAAUGGUUUUAUGAAGAAAAGGCAAAGCGUUUCAAGCAAGUCAAUGUUCUGGGCACUGAUGUUGUCCGACAGUCCAUCCUAAGAAGAAGCCCAGGAUCUGAAGAAAUACAAAGCCAAGAGCAAGCCCACCAAGAUGUAGACAAGUCAGAUACUUCAUCUUCAAUCAGACAGAAGGCCACUCAUGAUGGAUCCAAGAGGAAGGGAUUUCUUCUGAGCAAGUUCAGAUCAGCAACCAGAGGAGAAAUCAGAACUCCAAAACCUGAAAGUGGGAGGAGCUAUAGCUUGGACUUAGACAGUCAGACUCUUCAAAGUUUCAAGUCAGCCUCUGGAUCAGACAGGAGAAGUACUGCUUCGCCAGAUCUCAUUGACCAGGAGGCAGGACAAGGAACACCGACAAACAGCUACAGCAAUGGUGGAAUCCCAGCCACCCAGAGGUCACCAGCCCCAAGUGCUCGUAGUGUGACCUCCAUCUGCAGUAGAGACCACGGUGUUGAAAAGUCCAUGGCUGUGGGUGCCAGGGAAAGCCCCUGUGAGGAGCUGAGAAAGAGUCACCGCAGAAACACAUCUGGGCCGCCUUCCAUCGCGGUGUCGGGUGCCUCCCUUUCCUCGGACCGGAGUCAUUCUGAGUUAGAUUUGAGUGAGUCAUUUACAGAAGACUUAGAGGAUUCUUCAAGCAUAAGAAGCAGAUCUGUCCCUGGGGCUUUAGACAAAGACUUGAACUCCUUAGAAGAUGCUGAAGAUGAUGCCAAUGACUUCGUGUCCUCUGGGUUUUCUGCAAAUCCCCACAGUCUGGCAACAGGCCUUUCAAUGAACUCCCAAGCAGGAUCUGAUAGGAAGAGGAGCUACCUAAAUGUGCCUGAUGCUGAUUCAGACACCACCAGCCUUAACAGCAUGAUGAGUGUUUACAGUGAGACGGGAGACUACGGCAACGUGAAGGUAACUGGGGAAAUUCUCCUCCACAUCAGUUACUGCUACAAAACUGGCGGCCUCUACAUUUUUGUCAAGAAUUGCAGAAACCUGGCCAUAGGCGAUGAAAAGAGACAGAGGACAGAUGCUUAUGUCAAGUCAUACCUUCUUCCAGACAAGUCCCGAAACAAUAAGCGCAAGACCAAAAUCAGAACAGGCACCAAUCCAGAAUUUAACGAAACAUUGAAGUAUACCAUCAGCCACACCCAGCUGGAAACAAGAACUCUGCAGCUCUCAGUCUGGCACUAUGAUCGCUUUGGACGCAACAGUUUUCUUGGAGAGGUGGAGAUAGCUUUUGAUUCAUGGAACUUUGAAAACCCAUGUGAUGAGUGGUUUGUGCUUCAGCCCAAGGUGGAAUUGGCUCCUGAUAUUGGCCUUCAAUACAAAGGAGAGCUAACAGUUGUCUUACGAUACAUUCCUCCAGAGGAGAGCCCUAUAUUCCAAGUAGAACAACCUCAAGGAAAGAAGACCUUUAAAAAGGGAAAGAAGAAAGAGUCACCUGUCAUCUCUGGGGGAAUACUUGAAGUGUUCAUCAAAGAAGCAAAGAAUCUGACAGCAGUCAAAUCAGGAGGCACUUCUGACAGCUUCGUGAAGGGCUACCUGCUUCCUGAUGAUAACAAAGCCACCAAGCACAAAACGGCAGUUGUCAAAAAGAGUGUUAAUCCUCAAUGGAAUCAUACAUUCAUAUUCAGUGGCCUGUAUCCUCAGGAUAUAAAGAAUGUUUGCCUAGAACUCACCAUCUGGGACAAGGAAGCCUUUUCCAGCAACAUCUUUCUAGGAGGUGUUCGUUUAAAUUCUGGCAGCGGUGUCAGUCAUGGGAAGAAUGUGGACUGGAUGGACUCUCGAGGGGAGGAACAACGCCUUUGGCAAAGGAUGAUUGACAGCCCUGGGGCAUCUAUAGAGGGCAUUCUCAUGUUGCGCUCCAGCAUGGCAAAAUGGAAGCUCUGAAGGGACCAGUUCUCCAAGAACUACAUCUCUGGUUGCCUACUGUUUUCUCUAAGCAAAGACUGGGCCCUUGAAUUCUGUUGCCCAGUUAUUUCUCACCUCUUAGGACAUGAGAGGUGAACAUCUCUCAUGAGAGGUGAACAUGGCAGUGUUGUGAACAUCUAGGAUCUUGCUCAUUGUCUGAAAAGCAUAUCCUCUAUAUGUUCUUCUGCUCAGGUUUCCCUAAUUAGACAAUAGGAAGUGGACCCCACCAUCUUGCCAACAAGCAGACUGUGCAAUGGCUCAUACAAUGGCUUUAUACUGACAGCAAUGACAUGAACUUAUUGGAAAAUAUUGCUUGGCUUCUCAACCCUUUUCCGACCAAGUUACUUUAGUUUUCUUCAGUUUGAGAAAAGAAGGGAACACCAAGAAGGUAGAUAGCUUGGGGACUAACAAAGAGAGAGAUCUUUGGCUUCUCUGCAGAUUGCCUGUAAUGUAAGGAAGACAUGCUAGGGAUGGUUUGGGAGAAGAUAGACUCCCUUUGAAAGUGAAGAGAGUUCCAUGAUUACACAUGAUUAUACACACUCACACUAAAAAAAAAAACAGACACAAACUAGAAUGUGUGUAGAGAAAUUGGAAUAUAUGAUCAUCUUGCUAAUAAACUAUCAAUUAGAGAACUCCAUUACCAAAAUUAUUUUAUCAAAUAUUCCAAGCCAUUAAGUAUAAGGAAAUAAGAAGUAAGGGCCAAUUAAUUCUUAUCUUCACAUUUUGUUUACUAGUGAGACUAGUUAAGUGAAAAGGGAGAUACUCCAUUUCCUGUGCUGCUAUAGGAAAGAGCUAGGAACUCCACUUUCUCUGUUUCUCUUUAUCCAAGUAAUUACUGCUUUCUUAAGCUAUUACAAUGACAAGUAACAAACCACCCCAAAAAUCAAUGACUUAAAAUGAAAAUCAAUUUUUUUUUGUGUGUCUAUGAAGGUUGGCUAGCAGAGUUCUGCUUUCUCCUUAUAAGUCCAAGGGUCUAAAUCAGGUACUUAUUUCUCAUCCUCAUUAGACCAAAAGAAUAGCCAAAAGAAUAUGGUGGUGGUAGUGGUGUACUUGGAUAAGUCCCACUGCUCAAACACAUAAGUGUGUUGUACCUCAUUGGUCAAAAGGAAGCCAUAUUGCUAAUACCAAAAUCAAUAGAAAAGGAAAUAUGCCUUGCCCAAUGACAAGAGUGAAGGUUCAGAAAGGAUGGUGAAAGAGAGACAAGUAGUUGAAUGUACUCUAUGUCUUGUCAUUUAUGUGCCUAAACUACCAAAUUUAGAAGCAAAGUCAGGUAAAUCCAGAAGGGAUGCCAAGUCUGGUUCUUUACAUUGUGGGUUACAACCUUGAAGUCCUGAGAACUGAAAUAAUUUAUCUAAGGUCAUGUAAAGGCUGUGACUGAAUCUGGACAGUUCCUAGGCAACUUUGACAUGACUCUGUGCUUAUCAAAGUGGAUAGAUGACAUGUCAAAGAAAGUAGAUCAUAGUUUGAUUAUGUAAGCAUAAAUAUACAUGGUCUAUGCCAGGUGUGGUGGGUUACACUUGUAAUUCCAGCACUUUGAAGGUAGAGGUGGGAGAAUCGGGAAUACAAGGUAUGCCUUGACUACAUAGAGAAUUUUAAGCUAUCCUGGGCUAUAUAGAUAGAUCCUAUCUCAAUGGCACCCCAUGUACCAAAAUAUGCAUGCUCCAGAUGUUAUGGAGUCAGAUUCAAUCCUCCAUAGCUCAUUUCUUCAUUUGAAUACAUUCAAACAUGAAAACCCUUUAAAAUAUAGCAAAUGAAUGUUAGCAGUAGAACUAAAACCAUGUUCAGAUUUAUUGUACAGAGUAGUUGCACAUUUUAGGUAUGUUUUUGAAAUUUAAAGACUAAUUUAAGAAUCUCUUUAAUAUUCUUCAUAGUAAAGAAACACACAAACCAUUUAAGCAUUAAUCAAAAAGAGACCAUCUGCAGAAAACUUCACCUGUCAUAGCUCAGUAAGUACAGUACUUCUUAAGAAUUUACACACAAUUAUUCUGUCAUUCUCAAAAGUAGGAAAAAACCUAUAUGCUUGGUACUAUUUCCUGUAUCAUGAAUAAUAAAACCCAGAGACAGAUAUUGGGGUGCAAAGUGAAGAUCAGAAGGUAAAAAUAAGCCACUAGAAGUCAGACAGAGGCGUCACACACUUUUAAUCUCAGGAUUUGGGAGACAGAGGCAAAUGGAGCUCUGUGAGUUCAAGGCCACCCUGGGCUACAC
Myodes glareolus (Bank vole) is the source of this 4846-nucleotide messenger RNA. RefSeq names its product synaptotagmin like 5 (gene Sytl5). Gene Ontology annotation, biological process: exocytosis; intracellular protein transport. NCBI's taxonomy places the organism in Eukaryota, Metazoa, Chordata, Mammalia, Rodentia, Cricetidae. Gene Ontology annotation, molecular function: phospholipid binding; neurexin family protein binding; small GTPase binding. Gene Ontology annotation, cellular component: exocytic vesicle; plasma membrane. The record is from RefSeq and is a predicted model, not a curated record.